GAAACCCCUGCUUGCUUGUUCUGUCGAAAUUGGCUUUGUGAGAAGUUAUUUAGUUCGUUAAGCAAUAACGUGGCAUCGAGAGUCUCCAACUGCACCAGAAAUAAUAGGGCAAAUGAAGACAGUAAUACUGCUACCACAGUGACCAUGAACAGAAGCUUUUGGCUAAAGAAGUAUUUCUCAGUGACAACGGUAAGCAGAAAAAAUUUGUUAUGCAGCUAAAUAGAGACCUUGCAAACCACGGCGUUUCCUGCUUCUUUGAUCAAGAUCGUGAAAGUUUGCCAUUGGGAGAAGAUUUCCCCUCCCGUAUAUUCGAAGCCGGUAAGACAUGCAAAGUAGCAGUUUUUCUCCUGUCGAAGGAUUUCCUCGAAUCAGAGUGGCCCAUGCUGGAACUCUCUGCUUGUGUGGAAGCGAGAGACAGAACCCGUACAAAUCCCAAUCUCAAAAUUUUACCCUUGUUCUUCCAGAUUUAACCAGAUGCUCUUAAAGACACGAAGGUAGACAAUGAAAAGUGGAAACAGUUGAAGAUUUCUGGGGAAAAGCAAGCCGAAUGGCUCCGAGAUUUGGAACUAAUACGGCGAAUUAAUGGGAUAAAUUUCAGGGAAAAUGAUGAUGAAGUGAAGUUUAGAGAUGAUAUUGUGAAGGAAAUCUGGCAUAUACUUCCAACACCCUCACCAAGGUAUCCUGUCCGUUGUAUGCAAGGACAAGAACGAAUGUGUCAGGAGGUUGCAGAUUUCUUCAAAUCUGUCCAGUCCGUCAAAAAGGGAACCAGUAUUGCAGGAUUGUAUGGAAUACCGGGCCAGGGAAAAACUACACUUGCCAAGGCUUUCUGCAACUUCAAAAUGGGGGAUUUCGAAGGUAAAGUAUGCCAUCUGGAAUUUUCUAGAGGCGAUUCAUUUGAAAGAACAAAACUUGCCCUGCAAUAUCUCACUCGCUGCCCUCAGUUGAUUCUUCAAACACUGACAGACCGAGAUCAGGCACAAGUUGAGUUGUAUAGACGACUGAAGGGCCAAAGGGUAUUGUUGGUUCUCGACAAUGUCACAGAAGAAAGUAUUGACGAAGUAACGGAUUAUCUUAAGGAAGAGUUGGGAGAAAACAGCUGCAUCCUUUUGAGCGCUCGGAGUGUAGAUGUUCUAGAAAUGCAUUUCAAGAUAGGUAAGCGGUCAUGCAUGCGCGUCCCAAGGCUUGAAGAGGACGAGGCCAUAGAAAUCUUGUUGGAAAAGGCACCUAUAGAUGUGUCAACGAUGGGGGCAGAGGAAAAAGCUUUUGCUGUCAAGUGUGCAGACAGAUUUUUGUUCGAAGAGGUCGGUCGGAGAGGUCAAACAUUUCAUCCGUUAGCCUUAAAGGCUUUCGGCGGCCACCUCUUCAGUAAAUAUGGUCCGCAUUUGUCAAAGUGGGCUGGUGAGAUAGAAGGCUGGAUAAACCGAUCUAGUUAUGGUUUGGAUGAUUUGUUGGCUGUGCUGGGCAAAGCUUUUGAUAGCACGCGUCCCGAAUAUCGCACCAUAUUCAUGCUUCUCACCCUAUAUAUGCCGACUCGUAUGUCUCCCCACAAAGUUACUGAGUGGUUGGCAAUGGUUCUAAACAAAGAGAUCUCAUUUAUUGAGAAAGCAGUGAGUUUGAAUAUUUGCUUUUAAAACUUUUUAGUUUAUGA
This is a messenger RNA of Cryptomeria japonica (Japanese cedar), 1648 nucleotides long. RefSeq names its product putative disease resistance protein At3g14460. The coding region runs from base 693 to 1631 and encodes 312 amino acids. Lineage: Eukaryota; Viridiplantae; Streptophyta; Pinopsida; Cupressales; Cupressaceae. Gene Ontology annotation, molecular function: ADP binding. The record is from RefSeq and is a predicted model, not a curated record. The transcript is spliced from 4 exons. Gene Ontology annotation, biological process: defense response.